GAGAAGCGGAGGGCGCGUCAGCGCCCGGAGCGUAGCGGAGCCCAUUUCCUCAUUAAAUAAGCCAAAUAUAAGGGACGGAGGAGAGUGUAUAGGAUUUCCGCCCCCACUAUACAUCAAAAUCAUUGAAUUUUCGUGCCACUUUUUUUUUGGACUGGGUUGCCCAGUACUUUAAUCCGGUCAUUCUCUUAUAUAAUUGCUAAAUUAAGCGAGACAAGGUGUUUUUUUAUUGACACAACGAGGGAGUGCUUUUGUUUAUUUAAAGAUGGCCUAGCGUAAUUUGUAUAUUGUAUAUAUAUAUAAGGUCAUUUUCAAGAAACGAAGAAAGGGUAUGUUUAGCUAGCUAGUAUAUCACUAUUUUUUUUUUACAUGUAAUGAACCCCUUCUUAGCCUUAGAUAGGAUAUAGUGUAUAGCUAGCUAACUUUAAAAGAGUAAUAGCUAGCUAGCAUAAAAAGAGCAACAAGUGCCUUUAUAUAGCUAGCAAAAAGACUAGCAUAAAAUUAACCACUUAGCUGGGAUAAAACUACCAAUAUAGCUAUACAUGUACUACACAAUAAUUAUAUUUUGUCCCAUCACAUAGCUUGUUUCUAGCUACAAUUGUGCACAAAAUUGUUGGCCCUGACAAUUUUAUAUAUCAAAAACCAAAAAGUUUAGAUAGAUAGAUAGAUAUAGAUAGAUAGAUGUGCAUAUUUUACAUGACUAGCCUCACAAAUAUCGAGGGAUAUACCCUGUCUAUUAUUUCCAGGAGGGGCCAUGGCUUGAUGGAGAGUCCUAGAGUAUUUAAUGCUCAUUUUGAGCUACGCAGACCCAAUUAGGGCCCGCGCUCUACUAGACAACUCCCGGCAACAUCCAACGGCCCACACAGUGUGCCAUCUUCCCAAUUUCCCUCACAUGGCUUGGGUUAACCCGGGGGUAUGGUAACAUUCACUCGCCCAUGUUGAAUCGCCGUCAAGAGGAAUCGAACCCCGGUCUCCCGCACAGAGUACGAGAGCUAUAACCACUAAUCUAUGGCGCGACAUUACUAUUUUAGAAAAGUCAGCAACACAAAAUUUGUUGGCUCUGACAGUUUUAUAUAUGAAAAACCAAGAACCAAAAAGUUUAGAAAAGUCAGCAAAAAAACAUAGCUAGCUAUAGUCACAUAUUCUGCAAAUAGUACGUUCGGUCCCCACUGAUGAUCAAUGUUUAUGUAAAGGUAUGUCACGUGUAAUCGUUUACGUUGGUCAGCCACAAAGGGCAGUAGUUUUCAACAUUGAGGGGGAAUGGAAAGCCAUAUUUUUGUGGACGAUUGUAGCUAUAUUGUACACAGGUCAGGAAAUAAAUUUUUUUAACCCUGCCAGUGAGCAUACACCAGUACGGCUCAAGUUACAGAAACGGAAAUUAUUGCAAUAUAAAUAUAUAUAUCGGGAAACUUUUUGAACAUGUAUAUACAUUUGUUAUUUGUUUGAGACUGAUGCUUACAUCCAACACCUGCAUUUUUUAUUACCAGGGCAAAUUCUGACGAACGGUUAUCAUGCAAUCGUCAACACCUAUAGCUAUACUGAAAAUAUUUAAAUAUAUGUAUAUAUGGAUUUGACGAUAUUGGUUGUUAAUAACUCUAACAAUAUUAACAGUCAAGGUACAGAAGAAAGCUUAGUAAGUUUCUGAGUAUAAUGUGAAACUGUUAAAAUUCUGUAUGCCAUGUAUAUAUUAUGUAUUAUGCCCUGUUGGUCUAAUGGCUAUGACACUCAUUUAUGGAAAUGGGAGAUCUGGGUUCGAAUCCUGGACAGGGCUAGGAAAAACAUAACUAUAAUGCACGCCUUGGUAAUCCGUAAUUAAGCUUGCUUUUUCUAUUGUUGUCUUAUCAGGGAAGUUGUUUACUGUAUUUUCUAUUAAAUUAUACUAUUUGAUACAUGUAAUGAACAACUUUUUAGCCUUUAGCUAGCUACCUAGCUAAUGCAAAGCCAUGUAAAAAGAUCAUCACUAGCUACCUAACUAAAGCUAGUGAACAUAUAGCUGGCUAGUAUAAAAGUAGCUGGAAAAAAAGAAUUGUUCUUGACAGGCUCAUAUCUUUUGACUACACAUAUUAUAUUCAGUCGGGUAAUUUUGCCCUGAUUAGGAAUAUCUAUAGGAUUAAAACUGGCUAGCUAGUAUAGUAUCCUAAAUGAAACCGACCCUUCUUUGACCCACCGGUAGGUAAACGGACACCGGAUACCAUGUUUAUUUACAUCUUAGCACUUUCUGAUUGGUUAGAUUAUAAACAAAAAGUAAUGUCAUUGGCCCGUGAUAUAUUUUUUCAACAUAUUUAUAUGCGAUAUAUUGCGUCCGGAACAAACUGCGAAUUUGCUAAUGCAGACGCAGGUAACUACAUUCUCGACCCCAGAGCUCUUUGAGAUAAAUUUGAAAGGGCUCUGGGGACGAGAAUGAGGUAACUAUAGUUUUUCCAAAAACAAACAUUUUUUCCAUUGAUUUAUUGGACAAAAUGGAACACGUAGAUUUUUCCAAACACAAAAAUUCUUCGCUUUGAUUGGAUAAAGUAGAACACGUGGUUUAAGCGAUGGAAAUAUACUUUUCUGGCGCCACUUUUUUCAAACCCUCUGGAAAUUUACCGGAGUGUGUUGUGUUUGUUUGCUGGAACGAAAUUGAUACUUCCUGGAUUAUUGGAUAAGUAUUAUUUCAUAAUUUUGUCCGUCUCUUUUGUGUUAGUAAACAAAACACAUUUAGCUAGGUGUAAACUGCAGCUUGGUGCAUCUUUAUAUCUGAUUUUUGUCCCCAGCUGUGUCCUUGCAUUUUGGCUAUUAUAUACCUGGCUAGAUAGCUAUUAAUCGUAGAAAUUGUAGCUUACUGUUUAAAUCUUAUUUUUUGUUCCCUGCUCCUGUAUUUUGAUUCAAGGACUACAUUGCCACAGUCACCAAAGUAAGAAGAUAUACGUUUAUGUUUAUAUCUGAUUUAGGUGCUAACUGCAGCUAGGAAGCAACCGUAGCAUCAUAAAAUUGUGUCACAUUGUAGCUAAUUGUAGCAUCGUAGAAUAAUCAAGACAAAUUAAUCAUGAUAUCUGUCCAAGCAUAUCGUGCCACCAUUGGUUCUUUUUAUAAUGUAGCUGCUAGUUGCUCCAAUAACAUUAGGAAUGAAACAACAAAUUUUUACAGCCGUUCUGAAAUGUUUUUUGACCAGAUCGAUGGUAACAACAACUUCAUUCAUUUCUUGAAACUUUUUAUUUCAAUAAUUUUCAUGUGUUGUCUGAGCUGUAAUAUAAAUCUUGCGUCUUUGAAAUUACUGUUACUGUUAUCUGGCGAUAUUGAAAGCAAUCCUGGGCCUUUUAAUAACAAUGAUAUCGACUUCCAAAUAGCACUACAGGAUUCCUAUGCUACGCAUCUUCUUAAUCAGUCAACUUCUGCUGAUCAAAUAGUCGCUUACGCUAGAAGUAUUGGUUUGUCAAAUAUAACAUAUCGAGAAGUGACCAAAGGGGAUGGCAACUGCUUUUAUAGAGCAGUAGUACAGCAACUUAAUCGCCCUGAGAUCAGACAAAUUGUGCCCCUUGGACUACAUUUCCAGAAUCAUCUUCAACUACGAGCAGCUGUGGUCAAAUUUGUUCGAGAAAAUAGUAAUCUAGAAAUUUUUCAAAAUAACAGAAUCUUUUUAACCAUAAAGCCGGAAGAGUGGGAACGCGACAUACAAACUCAGUCAAGACCUACUGUUGAUGUUGAAGAGAUUUUCAUACGGGCUACUGCAAUAAUUUUGGGCGUAAACAUUUUGAUAACAGCCGAUACCAGUACUGCAACACGCCCAUAUACCCUCAUUAGUCCUACUCAUGACGAAACACAUGAUAUUCCUGGUGAACAACAAGUGGCACAUCUAUUGACUGAUGGUACCACUGCAGGUGCUUUCAUUUUGCUUGGCAGGGUUAAUGAAAAUCACUAUCAAUCGUUGAUCUUUGAUGAUAAUGUGAGCGUUACUCCUGUUACAUCAUCCACAUCACUCAGUCCACCUAAAAAAAUUCCUUGUUUGUCAUCAAAAUAUCCUGAAAAUAUAACUAAUGAAAAACCUGGUGAAAAGGAAGUUACUACUUUGAAUCAAAAUCAAGACCUCCUAGUAGAGAAAAUAAUGAAAUCUUAUAUGUCUGCUGCUAUAAUACCAAAAAAAGUUAAGCCUAAACAUAAGCCUAAAUCCAAGCCUAAACCCAAACCUACACCUAAACCUACAACCAAACCUACAACCAAGCGUAAACGCAAGCCAAAUUAUAAUAAAGAACCUGCUUUAAAGCUAAAGUGUCUUCAGUUAAAUAUUAAAUAUGAAGAACCUAAAGUUAAUGAAACAAGUAUGGAAACAUUCAACAGACACAGGCGAAUAAUUUAUAGCUGCAAAAAAAACAUUUCUAAAACAGCCGUAAGUAAUCAGGAAAAUGGUAGUUUGAAAAAACCGCCUGCCUCCAAACAUACAUAUUCCCUGCCACACCUUACACUUCCAAUUACUACACACAAUCUAGUAAAUAUUUUACCAACCACUCAGUCCAUACAAACCACACAGUCAGUUCCGACAAUUGUCACAGACAACCAGACCAGUGAUCAAAUUUAUGGAAAUGAAACCUCCUCUAUUCAUCAAAAUCCUGAUGUUGUUGCAGCUGUAAUACAGUUCGAAGAAGGUGAGAAGUUGCAUAGUUUGGCAACCUGUAAAACUUGUCGUGAAACCCGACCAGUAUUUCAUGCUACUCCCCCUAUCAGUCCUACUGCAGAAAACGAAACAAAACCAAUUGCCGUUAAGCCUUGGAAAAUUUUCAGCGAUGGAAGGUGUGACAGGUGUCAUCGGGAAAGCCUUAGUCGUUUUAAAAAGAAUGUAACAACACCUGCUAGAUUUUCCGGUAUACUGUCAGUUGAUGAUGAUGAUUUGGGCCCAUUACACGAUAACAUCCGCCAUAAUGAUAUGCAUUUUUUACCGGUACCACCAUAUCUUCAAAAUUUGACCAUACUGGAAGUAGCAUUGAUUCGUCGUAUCACUGUUAUCAUGAAUAUACACCUCCUGCGAUAUGGCAUGCUUGCAUCAAAAGGACAUUGUAUCAGUUUUCCUCAGAGAAUGCAAAUUGCUAAAGAAUUGCCAUCGUUACCAUCUCAGGUUGGAAUAGUGGUUAUUAAAAAGAAAGGAAGUCGAAAUUCAGUUCAACAGUAUACUGUGCAAAGGGGUAAAGUUGAAAAUGCAUUACGAGGGCUGUGUUUUGGAUACCCAGAAGGUGGCACUGAAUAUCCAGAUACUAAUAGUGAACAUCUAUACAAUGGCUCUGAUCACAUUGACAAACCUUUAAAAGGACGCUACUUUCAGUUCCUACCGAAUGAGUACUAUAAGGAUGUUUCGAUAAAAUAUGACCGCAUUCAAAAUUUACCAGAGAUGCGUUCUGAAUUACCUGGCUUGCCUGUUGUUGAAAUGCCACAUAUUAUACCAGAGGAAGACAAGGGUCCUGCUGAAAAUCAAUUUCUGGAAAACUUACCUCAAGAUGACGAAAGUAUAACCCGUUCUGGUUUAGUUUGUCCACUUGAAUCUAAAGAUGCUGACAAUUAUGUCAUUGUACCACCAGUAAAAUCUUUGCUAAUUUUUCACAUCAGUAUUUUUCAUGACUACUCUGUCACAGUUAGUUUGGACAGCCAAAUGAUCAUGUCAUUUGAUUUUUUGACUGCUUAAUUCAUAAUGCAGUUACUUUAGUACGAAAAUUAACAUUCUAGUUGUAAAUCAUUUAGGAAAUUUCUUUACAUUAACAAUGGCAUGAGAAAAAAGUAGAGGAUGAGACAUACUAGAGGAUUUAUUUGCAAAUAUAGAGAAAAAAAUGGCGGCACAAAUUAACUUAGAACUUGUUUCACUUUAUGCUAAAUUCGUGGAGCACAGGAUACAACAUCCUGGCUCCAUGAAUUAUCGGUCGUUUGGCCGAUGGCUAAAGCAGGGUGGGGUCGAGUGGACCAAUGAAGAAGACCCCACCGAAACAGCUCCCAACAUGGAAUUGAUGCAAGUAUGGACAAAAUUUUUACAGUACAGACUUAGACAUAGCGGGUCAAUGGACCUAGAAGUGUUUGGACGUUGGGUGCAUAAUGGCGGGGUUGAGUUUUGUGGUGGGCGACGGGAUCGUGGUAGAAGUAGCAGUCGUGGUUGGAGACGCGGUCGUGGUGGGAGACGCGGUCGUGGUGGGCCGUAUAAGCCACAAUAUUAAAAUGUAUUUUUAUUACUAACCCUUUGUAAAACGAGGUGCACUUUUUUUUAAUAAAAUAUCCUAAAUUUAAAAUGGGCCUAAAUAUUGCCAAAAUUCAAACAAUUGCUAAACUAUUUUUCAGGCUGAAUUUAAAAUAAAUACUUUGAAAAAAACAACAUUUUUUCCAUUGAAAAAAAUAAAUACUUUGAAAAAAACAACAUUUUUUCCAUUGAAAUUAACUAGAUAAACAAAUAUUUUGUCUACCUUGUUUUACGAAGGGUUAGAUGUUAUUAAAUUUGUUAAUUAUCUUAACUCUA
Messenger RNA from Hydractinia symbiolongicarpus, 6460 nucleotides. RefSeq lists its product as uncharacterized. Lineage: Eukaryota; Metazoa; Cnidaria; Hydrozoa; Anthoathecata; Hydractiniidae. The coding region runs from base 3023 to 5644 and encodes 873 amino acids. The record is from RefSeq and is a predicted model, not a curated record. The transcript is spliced from 4 exons.